Molecule: messenger RNA, 1709 nt
Organism: Vavraia culicis subsp. floridensis
Lineage: Eukaryota; Fungi; Microsporidia; Pleistophoridae
Exons: 1
Coding region: 330-1571 (413 amino acids)
Biological process (GO): mitotic DNA replication checkpoint signaling
Molecular function (GO): DNA replication origin binding; ATP hydrolysis activity
Source: RefSeq, a predicted model, not a curated record
CACGAAUGGAAAUGCAGCACACCCUGAAAUAUCACGCAUUGAUGCCGUGCUCGUGCACGCGUGUGAGCAAACGGUUGUUAACACUAAAUGAAGCGGUUGCUUGGACAGCAGCUGCGCAAUUUUGCACGUGGCCGACCAAUCGCUGCGUAGUGGUGUGCCGGCCGUGCACACAGCUCAUCUGAGCGUGGUUGUGUUUGCUGUACGAAUUGUUGCAUGACCUGUACAACACGUUGUACCGCAUAAACGUUUUUUGAGUUGAUUAGGGCCUUUGCACCGUUCGUGCGGAUCACGAGGUGCCCCUAUUUGUGGACCGUGGCUGCGCGCCCUUGAUGGGUAAAAAAGCGGGACAGGUUAGAAAACGUGAUGGAAGUUUCGAUCGGAGGGGUGGUGGCGUUCAUGAUACGAAGAUGGGCGAGCAGGCCGAUGAUAUGAGCACGGAGACAGCGCACAACGAUCAUACAACAGGCGGUAGCACAAACAUUAGCGGUGUGCCAUUCAUAAGGGUAAAGCAACGGGUCCACGAGCAGGACACGUUAUUGGCGUACAUUAGAGAUUUUGAGGAAAACGGUAAAGGCAGCGUAAUAUACAUCAGCGGUGUACCUGGCAGCGGCAAGACGUACACGGUCAUAAACACGCUCGUACAUCGCAGCAAUACGCUUUACUUCAACUGUGGCACCUUGAAAAAUAAAAAGAUGUUUUUUAGAAAGCUGUACAACUUGGCGAACAGAAAGACAAUGAGCGGUGUAACGGGCUACAGGAGCGUACGUUCAAAGCAGCAGUUUACAAUGCACAAUCUCAAAGCAAAGCUUGAUAAACGCAUUCUGGUGAUAGAUGAGCUAGACUUUGUGCUCACCAAGGACCAGCACGUGUUAUACACCCUGUUCGAACUAAAAGUAUGCGCUCUGUUGGUGUGUAUCAGCAACACAAUGGCAUUUACCAACAGGUUGGAUGGCAAGGUAGCGAGCAGAAUCGAUUUUUUUAUUAAUUUCGAGGCUUAUGGUGCGGAGGAGAUUAGGGAGAUUGUUGGGGUGGGAAAAGACGAUGCAUUUGAUUUGGUGGUGAGGAGGAUGGCAGCCGUGUGUGGCGAUGUAAGGAGGGUGGAGUGGUAUAGAAGGAUGUUGAGGAGGAACGGUAUUGAGUGUGGCAGUGGUACCGGAACAAGUGGUAUGGAGAGUAAAUCGGGGAGUGUGAGCAAAGGUACUGCCUGUUCGGGCAGUACCGCUAUGAAGGGCAUAGGCAGCGGUACAACGCACGAUAAUGCUAGCAAAAGUGGCAAUGUGGGUGAUGGCAGGAGGAGCACCGAUGAUAAAGCACAAGCCUGUCUUAAAAGUGAAGGUGACAUAAAAAUGAUUGAUCAGUUGAUGAAAAACGAUAAGCCGGUCUUUAAACACUUCCUAAACGAAAUAGAUGAAAAGAAAAAAAAGAUAUUGAAAAUGGACGUGAUCAGGUACGAGGAGGUGUGUGGCAUGGACUAUUUUGAAUAUGAACGAGUUAUUGAUGAGUUGGAAAGCAUGGGGCUGGUGGUGAAUGGCAAGGCUGUACUGACAAGGGAUGAGAUGGACAGAAGUUAAAGCAUAGCGAUGGGUAAACGUGAAAGGGUUUCUAGAACAUGACGGACGGGUUGAUAGCUGUAAUUAGCGAGGCAGGUUGAUUUGAUAGAUUAUUGCCGAUGUAUGGUGCUUGGUCAUACAUGUUAGGGCUGGUGCUGU